Molecule: messenger RNA, 1413 nt
Organism: Lodderomyces theae
Lineage: Eukaryota; Fungi; Ascomycota; Pichiomycetes; Serinales; Debaryomycetaceae
Product: alcohol O-acetyltransferase
Exons: 1
Coding region: 1-1413 (470 amino acids)
Molecular function (GO): N-acetyltransferase activity
Source: RefSeq, a predicted model, not a curated record
AUGAUUCAAUCGCAACACACGAGGAAACCUGGGUUCAAUGAACGAUAUUACAUUUGUCGUGGUAGUGGGAAAUUCUACAGUAACUUUAACAUCACAGUAAAGUAUGACAAGACAAUCACCAAAAGCCACUUGUCUCACGCAUUGAGGUCUCUCAUUUUAAAAAAUAGCUGGUUUGUUCAAAACUUUUUCAAGAUUGAAGGAACCGAUAGUGAGAAGGAGAAUUUUCACAAUUGGCGAGUACAAGUACUCGAUAGGGUCUUAUUUGAAGAUGUGGUGAAGUAUGAAAAAAUUGACAAGUUUGAUGAAACUACGCUAGAGCGCCUAAAUGGGCUAACGCUAGAUAUGGAUGUUCAAAUGCCGUUGUGGAGGCUUGUUGUGUUUGAGGAGAAACAUGGUGAGCAAUUGAUGACGGUUUAUGUAGACCAUUCACAAUUUGAUGGCUUAUCCGCUGUUCAAUUCCAAAAGGAUUUGUCAAAAGAGUUAGCCAGAGUAGCAGAUAAUGGAGAGGUGGAAAAUGUGUUAUUUGACUAUGUUGCAGAUUUCAAGCACUUGCCAUCCAGCUUGAUCCCUGCUUCAGAAAUUGUGACCGAUUUGUAUUUUCCCAAUUACGGCAGAAUUUUGAAUUACUAUUUUGAGCAGUACCUUCCAUUCUAUUCAAAAUUAUCCAAUUGGAUCUAUUCUAAUGAGAAAGAGUUGCCGUUGUUCCAAAAUCCCAAACCAGUCACAAAAGAUUUAGACACAAAGUACAAGAUAAUGAAAUUUGAUGCUAAAACAGUAGAUAGAAUCACUACAUUUUGCAGAUCAAAAGGGGUGACACUUACCGGAUACUUUGACAUUUACUUCAUCAAAGCAUUACAAGAAACUAUAUUCAAAGCAAUUGACCCAAAUACUGCAUUCCGAACAAACUCAUAUGUUGCCAUUAACGGUCGGAGGUAUUACAAUGAUGACAUCAAAGACUUCAGGUAUGGAACAAUGGUAUGUGGCAACCCCAUUAUUCUUCGCCCUAUUGAUAAUGCCGUAACAGCUAUGCGCACUUUCCAUGCACAACUUCAACAGGAUAUCAAAUCCAAAUAUGGAUUCAGGACAAUAGGAAUGUUGCAAUAUGCCAAUCUUGUGAAAUUUUUCAAUAACAAAAUUGGUAAAGUGGGUGGUGGUCGCCCUACUGUUACAAUAUCCAAUCUUGGCAAAAUUGCUGACUCGAAUAAAGUAUACCGAUUUAAGGAUAUGUAUUUUGGAGCUAAUGCUGGUGUGAUGUACAAUUUUGUCUUGAACAUGACGACAGUUUCAAGUAGUGAGGUGACUGCUGUGAUUGGGUAUCUACCAGAAUAUGAAGCCUGCACUUUCAAUGGCAUCAAUGCAAUUGAUGAGUUUUUCAAGUUGUUCAAAUAUUAUAUAGAAAAUGGGGCAAAAUAG